AUGAUCCCGCCAGAACGUUCGGGCGUGUUCGGGUCUAAUCGGAAGUUUACGUCAUCAUGCCUGUUGGCGACUAGCGAAAGAGACAGUAGCGACAAUAGCGUCUCCAACGAAAGGGGCGACAAGUGCCACGGUCGAAUUAUUUACUUGAAUCUGUGUGUGAGUCGAUUUAGUGUGUGGGUCAAAGCGAACGGACAAAAAAGAAGUCAUCCAAGGAAUCACUGCCACCACACUAAGGAACACGAUCACUCAUCUUCCUAUCAGUUCUUGCAAAUGGAGCACAGUCACAAGAAUACCGACUGUUAUUUUUUCUAUUACUCAACGUGCACAAAGGGUGACAAUUGUCCAUUCAGACAUGAACCAUCUGCAUUGGGUUGUGAAACAAUGUGCGUUUAUUGGCAACAGGGUAAAUGCCUCGAUGAACAUUGUAACUUUAGGCAUAUGGAAUUAAGAAAAAAUCGUAAGUCGAUUCCAUGUUAUUGGGAGACACAACCGGGAGGUUGCAGGAAACCACAUUGUUCGUUUAUGCAUAAAAAUGCUCGUACGAUCACUAACGAUCCUAUCAACCCAGUGAAGAAUUUCGAUUUGUCAUCCAAGACAAUGAAUCAGGAAUGGCUUAAUCGUCAAGCGGAAGACACAAAAUACGACGGUAGUAGCACUGAGUCGGAUCAAGGCAGAGGCAGCAGCGAAGCAGGCAGUUUCAUCGGCAGUCCAGCCGUCGAUCCUCUUAUCGUCAAAUUUGAAGAAGAGUCUGACAAUGAAAGUGUACCGUCGCCGGUAAAACCGCAGCCGAGGAUCCCGUACUGCAAAACCUACGAGGAGAUCCGUUUGGAGGAGAUCCAAGCCGAGAGCGCGGCUUACUACUCCUAUCAGGUCGACGAUUAUAAUCAGAGCGACGCGGGCGGCGGUAAAAUGAAGACGCGCAAGACCAGAAGGAUCUGUCUCUACCCGCAGUUGAGCAAAGAGAACAAGGGCGAGAAAGGAAUGAACUUCGAGGUGCUCAGCUUGGAGGAGAUACGCCGUCGGAAGAGGCGGAACCUUUUCCAGGAGAAGGACAGAUCCAAGAACGAGGAGAAGAUGAAGAAGGAGUCAAUCGAGAGGGAUGAAAAUUCUGGAGAAUUUUUAAAAGACGCGAUCAAAUCUUUAACAGAACUGAGAGAUACGAUCUCCACCAGAGGAGUGAAGAGAUCCCUGGACGACUGCGAGGAGGAAGACACUGCUAGACAUAAGAUCAGAUGUACCGACCGUUCAUACGUUGGUAACGUGCCUCCAGUUAAACUGAGAAGGUCACCGAAGAAGCACAGCUCCUUCGAUGGCGAGGACGAAGAGCAAAGAAAUAUGAAAGAGGUAACGACCCUUCCGGAGGUCCAAGGCAAGACUGAUCAAUUAAGGAGAGGCUCAUCGUCCGCUUCUGUGGUCAGAUUAGACGUGACUAGGAAGAACGAAGUCGAGAUCAGGUUGUGUGAUAGUAGCACGGAUGAAGAUCGAAAGGCUUUAGAGAUGAACGACGAGAGGACGCAGGAUGUUAAACCGCGGGACGAUUCUAAGGACACCUGCGACAGUCUGGCGAACGAAGAAGAGUACCUGACGUUGGACAUGGCUUCGGACGACAUCCUGAAAGACAUAGACGCGUUGCUCAAGGACAAGAACGCGGUCUAAGAGAAGCCAGGGGACGAGGAAUCCGUGUGUUCGUCGUCCGGUUAGUUGUAAAUUUCUUGAAGUAACGAAAAACGAUUUUUCGUUUCGAAACUACCGGAUCUUCGUCGUACGGCUCAUUUUUUAACAGAUUAACCAGACUUUUUUUAAUCAGCAUUCGCGUUGCUCGCUUUUAUUAAGGGCGUGGA
Messenger RNA from Ceratina calcarata, 1841 nucleotides. RefSeq names its product zinc finger CCCH domain-containing protein 11A. Lineage: Eukaryota; Metazoa; Arthropoda; Insecta; Hymenoptera; Apidae. Gene Ontology annotation, molecular function: metal ion binding. The coding region runs from base 1 to 1656 and encodes 551 amino acids. The record is from RefSeq and is a predicted model, not a curated record. The transcript has 7 exons.